Molecule: messenger RNA, 6009 nt
Organism: Athalia rosae (coleseed sawfly)
Lineage: Eukaryota; Metazoa; Arthropoda; Insecta; Hymenoptera; Athaliidae
Exons: 6
Coding region: 1327-2157 (276 amino acids)
Source: RefSeq, a predicted model, not a curated record
AUUGCGAAGAAUGACUCGAGAUUAACGAAGAGCUAGACUCUCGACGUGACUCGAUUCUCCGUGUAUCGGACGUAGGGAUGGGUGAAAUUUGAGUCUGCAGUUUUGUUUCUCGAUUUUCUUCAUUCGAUCUUUUAUUCUUUGGAUUUUCAUAUCCGUUGAGCUUUCAGAGAAUAUAAGCCCGUCGAAUGUUUGUUUGUCGUCAGUCACGUAACGCUGAUCCAUUCUUAUCAUUCACGGCGUCGUUUGUGUGGAAUCUUGCGAAUAAUUACCGGCUUCUUCGAAACCUGCGGCUAUUCCCUACCUAUUCUCCACACCCCACACCCCACGUACUUCCACUUCCACUUCCACUUUCACUUCCAUUCCCGUUCCUAUUUCCAUCCCCCGUCCGCGUCACUACCCAGCAAAGCUUUUUCUCUCGUCCUCAGACCACCCGGCACUGGCUUACCCAACUGCCGCUAUACACUGCAGCGGGACUCCCACCUCUCUUUGAGCUUAUACCUCUUGACGCCGAUAGCAUAUAACUAAAGUUAUAGUAAUUGUACGGUAAGCCGGAACGAGUCGAAGUGAUACCGGUAUUUUAAACUUCGAAACAGUUAUAGUUUAGCUAUGGGAAACUAUCGCCUUCGGUUAACUGCGCGUACCGACGCGAUCCUCGGGUGUGAAUAUCUCGUAGUCACGACGUCACUCCACCCUCGUACCUCCGACUAUGCGAAUAUGGCGUGGCGAAAUCGCUCGGCGAAAAUAUAAUUUCGUCUACACCGUAUGUACGCAUUAAUUCGUUCAUUUAUUGUUUUCGUUUUCGAAGUUUACUCGCAAACUAAUCAACCAAAUUCUCGCCGAAUAUUGCCGGUUAAUUUCAGGCACUACGAGCGAUUCGACUCGAAAUACGUUUCCGGCGAUAAUUUCAGGUGUUUCCAAUACGCAGCGAAAGUCGAAACUCCGCAGCUCCGAAACGCGUUGGGAAACGGCAUUCAAAAACUAAAGCAAUUCAAGUCGCGAAUUGAGCUAGACGAUUUCAAGUAAUUACCGAAACAAAAAAUAAUCAUACUCCGCCCGAGUUUGUUUCAGGUCUGAGAUUCAAUGUUUCCAAACUGAUGGUCCAUGCACUUGUAAUUCCUAUGUUUUUCGCAACGAUUCUUUUUUCGCGUUACCAUUUUAGGUGGAUUUUGAACACACUCGAAGCUGACUACGAGGCGGAAUUUCGGGUCAAUCGGUGAAGCUGUCCGGAAAUAAUUAGACCUGUUCGAGGUGUUGACGUUGAUUUUGUUGAGUUGUACGCAAACCCGGAAAUUGGAUAUUUUCGAAAGACUUGUCGUGUCUGCUCCGAUGGGGUUGGAUUUCAUCGGCAAAGGUGGCAGGUGCUUGCGGAAUGUCAGCCUGGAAGUGGUACCCGAGGCGGUCCAGAGAGGUCACGAAGCGAUUCUACGCUGCCGUUAUGACCUGGAAGACGCGCCUCUGUACUCCGUCAAGUGGUACAGAGGAAGGCACGAGUUUUACCGUUUCGCACCUAAGGAGGCACCGCCAACAAAGACUUUUCCUAUUGCCGGCAUCAACGUCGACAUUCUCAACUCCAACGGGAGUCAAGUUAUGUUGAGGAACGUCGACUUCAGACUAUCGGGUAACUUCAGCUGCGAAGUUACCGCCGAUGCACCAUCAUUUUCAACGGCCUUUGUGACGAAGAAUUUGACCGUAGUAUCUUUACCUGAGGGAAGACUCGCGCUCACAUCCGAGAGGGAACGCUACGAUCCGGGGGAUAUUUUGAGAGCAAAUUGCACCUCACCACCUUCGAAACCACCUACUCAGCUUUCGUUCACACUCAACAACGUUCCGAUCGGCCACGUGAAUACCAAACAACACAGGGUAGAAUCGAACGAGGGUCAGCAGCACAACGCCGUGAGCUCGGGACUUCAGUGGAGCGAAAUCAACCUGGUACUUAAAUUGCUUCCUACUCAUUAUGUCAACGGUCAAUUGAACCUGCGCUGCUUGGCUGAGAUUCCUGCCGUAUAUUCGUCAACGGCCGAAGUGCAGCUCGGCCCAGGGCUACGAGAACCCGUCCCAGAGAGAGUUACUUCGGAAAACGGUUGUCCCGGAUUAACGAUGACGUCGUUACCAGCAUCUUUGAUUUGCCUCGGUCUCGUGCAACUGCUACUGAGAUAGUCGUUGUAGAUAUAAAUCAUCUCUCUAAUCCUGAUCGAAGGUAAUGAUAACGCCGUUGAAGCGUCGUUGGUACGAAAAACAAUGUACUAGUCAGAGAAAAUUGUUGAAUGAUACGAAAUUUAUGUGGUUUUUUAUAUUGGUUUAUAUUUAAAAGCGGUUACAAGAGAUUGGUGAGAUUCGAAUAUUAGGGAUUUGAAAUUUUUGUAUGUUCGAUUUGUUAUUAUUGUUAAACGAUGUUGAAUCUCCGAUUGAGACACGGAUGAAACGUGGCAUGAUGUUUGAGAGAAAACAAGGUACUUCGAGACGUGGGUGCAGCAAAGGUCGGAUGAUGAUAAGAUUUCACGAUCUUAAAACGGGUCACGAAAAGUCAAAGGGAAACGGAAAUUUUUCAGGUUGGUCUAAUCAACGACUCCAUUUUAAAUAUUACUCAACAAUUUCACGCUGCGAAAUAUCUUAAAGGAAGAAAACCCGAGGGCCCCGCGCUCCUUUAUACGGAAUAUUUCCAAGGCUAAAAACCAGGAAUUUCUCUACGCCCAGAAUAUCACGAACGUCGGCCGUUUAAUUAAUGCUUUUAAUUAGCGUCAACGACAUUUCUUCCGAUCAACAACACGAAGCCGUAACCAUCGCCAAGUUUUUCAAGUAUACUUGAUCAAUCGCCUCGAGUUCAGGUACACGCACAGCUGCUAUAUAUGAAUAUUUGUAUCGUGUAUUUCUACAUGUAUCGCAUCAAUGAUCCGUACUAAACGAAAAUCGGUUAGAUAUUCUCAUCAUAUAUAAUAUCUAAUAAUUGAAAGUGACAAAAAUUACAAGCGUACCGCUCAACGAAAUGUUGCUCGGCGCUGUAAACGCGAUACGCCUGGAAACAGGCUUUGCAAAGUUGGCUAAACGUGUGCGGGGUGUAACGUAUCCAUAUCUCUCGUAAGUAUUUUACUCGUAUAACAAAACAGGUAAACAACAACUAUUGUUAUAUGGAGUUAGUAAGCUAACUUGUAUAAGUACAUAUUAUAACACGUGCAGAGUCGUUUGAGUAAACUCGAGAGUUACGUUACCACCGCGUUUCGCCAUCGCGUGGACAUUGGGCCAUUUUAGAACUCGGGAAGACUGAAAUGAGAGUAGGAUGAAUACCGUCUGUUUCAAUUAUUUUUAUUCAGAACCGUGAGUUUUUUCUCUUUUUUUUUUUUCAAUGAUCCGUUGAAUUAUAAUCAGAAACGCAAUUCGUACAGUUUUCACGAAACGAUGCUUUCGAUUCACACGUACGAAACAUUUGAAAAACGAUAAAUUGUCUCGCCAAACAUUGGUAGAUAAUUUCAAUUCACCCGAAAAUUAAGAAAAAAAACUUCUACACUCGUCUACGAAAAAACUGUACAAAUCGCAUCUUCCAACUGCUUGAAGAAACGUCUUCGUGCAACGGCCCUUUAUGAAUUCCAUCGGCUUAGGCGUAACGCAGACAUUGCGCGACGAGAUCGACUUAAGAAUGCUUAUUACAUAAAAAUCAAAUAGGUAUAUGUUUUAAGCAAGAAGCGUAGCUCGGCUUUGUACGUGGGGUCGUGACUUCCGUCCGGAAUUGCGCAUUCUUAUAUACAUAUACAUCGACAGCGUUCUCUUCUUUAUUUCUAUUUCUUCUGUCGUCUGGAUUAUCAUUAUUAUCAUUGUCAUCAUCAUGGCCAUCCUGAGAAAAGUAACUGUCAUCUUACGAUAUCCACCCCUUGUGAAUAAUAAGUCCGCUCUCGAAAUACCUUCGCUCGAUAAAGAUCGAAGGGUAAUUUUGCUCGUAGUUAUAAGUAACGUAAUUACGAAUAAAUAAAUAUAUAUAUAUAUAUAUAAUAAUGAUACAGGGCAUCGAUAUAUACAUAUAUAUACAUGGGCUGACGUAGGGCGACGAGGCUUAAGACGUUGCUUUCGCAGCCGCGUAUAUAAAAACCAGAUAUAGUAUAGGUAUAUGUAUGUAUACCGAUAACGAAAAAUUUUUAUUAACAAACAGAGGAGAAAAAAGAAAAGGAAGAAAGAAAAGAAAUAAUAAUAAUAAUAAUGUUAAACAAACCGAAAAAUAACGAAUAAAACCACACACGAAGGAUAAAAUUAUAACUGUACACUCAGUGCAAUUUAUAUACAUGACAUAUAAUAUAGUUUUCAUUCGUAACAACGGUAUAAAAAAAAUUAUAAAUAAAUAAUCUAUACAUAUGUAAGUUAAGUGUAUAUCUGUACGAUGAUAUAUGUGUGUAAAUUAAAAAUAGUGUAUACGUUACACGUAUAUAUAUAUAUAGAAAUUUGAAGAGAUUAAGAAACUAAAAAAAACGAAAAAGGAAACGAAGAAAAAAAAUUAAGGCCCUCUUGCUCACAUGGUUAAAUAAUAAUUGAAAGGAGUUCUACCACGAUUAUCGAACGUAGUUUGUAGUAGCUGUACGUUAUCUAUAAUAAAAAUAGGUUAUCGAUAUGCAUGCAUGCUUCCCCCUGUUGAUAUUAUAUUAUAUUUUAUUAAAAUUCAAUAUUUAAGUUAAGCGAAUCCCAUAAACGGGCAGCUAUUACAUUCAUGUAUAUUAUACAAAUUCUACGUACAUAUAGGUUAUUAAAACCGGGAUAAUACGAGACCAUGCACGCGGGCCAACGAUGCAAGAUGCACGCAUCGUACCUACGUGUAUUCAAAAGGUCAAAAUUUUAGAUCGAGCGAAGUAUAGAGGAAAUAAAGAAGGAAAGAGAAAAUCUCCAGAGUCACCACCUCGGGGUUACUAUUUCAAUCGCUUGCGUCAUCAUCGUAGCCAUAUUUUUCGCACAGUUCGCGAAUAAGGGAAUAUAGAAGAUGGAGAAAAAAAUCUGGAGGGGGUUGAGGGGCACGUGGCUCGUGAUUAACGAUUGGACGAACGAACUGAAAUGAUUCGGUGGAAUAAUAAGUAAGGCGAUGGAGAGGAAAGGGAAAGAAUUUCAUUGUAUAACAAUUGGGUCAACGAUAUACCAUCGGGAUAGCAUAAUGGGAACGUUGAAUGAAUAGGUGUAGAGUAGAGUUUUAUUUUGCGACGUCAUUCGUCAUGGGAUAAUACUUGAAGGAUUCUGUUGAUCCAGGAUUAAGUGCCGCACUACCUACUCGCAUAGUCCCGGCGGCCACCAUAGCUGUACUACACCGUCUACUCGCUUUGCCAGAUAUUCGUUAAUGGGUAAAAUUAUUCAGCAAAUUUUCCUACGCUGCUUAUACAUGCUGUACCGGUAGCCCGCAGUAGCGCCGCUCUGAGUUCUGACCUUUUGAUAUUCUACGACAGCUUGCAGAAAUUUCUCUGCCAAUUCUCUCUGCACUUGUAAUAUUUUUAUUCCCCGGACGAGAUGUAAAGGGUUUAUAUUGCACCCUGUGUGUCCACGGGUCGGGGCGAAAAGGAAAGGCCAAUUUUUAGCUUUCUCAAGAUCGCGAAAAUUACAGAAGAAUGGAGCUCUCGUUUCGCGCUCUAUUUAUCAUUACGCGCGCUCGAAAUAGAGAUUUUUCGUAGGAAAUCACAGUGCGUCGAAACAUUUCACGCGGCAAAGCUUUUCAUUCCCUCGGUUAUAAAAUUGACUUUUUCCUUCGCUCACUCUGUACAUACACGCAUCCCCUAUUUGACCGCGGCUCCACUACGGCGCGGUUAAUAAUUGACAAAGUUUUACCUCUACGCGAGAAUUCGUUCUCGCAGGGUAGAUAAACGAAUCUCAUCUCUGCUUUUUUUCCUUUAUCAGCACAAGUAUACAUUAACUAGGUACAUAAACGCGAAAAAAUUGAAUUAUUUUAUACGAAGCAUUAUAAGAAGAGAAAAAAAAAUAAUUUUUUGUGUACAAAGUAAAUCAUUUGAAUGUAACGCUGAUGUUAAUUAAAGUCCGUACGUUCGAAUAAUA